Molecule: messenger RNA, 1743 nt
Organism: Anthostomella pinea
Lineage: Eukaryota; Fungi; Ascomycota; Sordariomycetes; Xylariales; Xylariaceae
Source: the annotation of a GenBank genome assembly
AUGUCUCUCGCCCAGCACGUUACUGCUACCGAGGGUGUCGAUCGCGAAGUCGCCGACGACGACUCUCUGAGCAGGGGACUCUGGCGCCCCUUGAGUUAUGAUCCCGUAGCACCAACAGAGGGGCCCUCAUCCCAGGACCUGGAACCUCUGCCGCAUAUACCUGCCUACAAAGUUCCAAACACCAAGAGAAUCGCUCAGGUAGUUUUUGGCACAGUUCUCUGCUGCCUCGCCUCGGGCAUUGUCUUUGGGUUUGCGAGUCUCAAGCCCGUUUUGAUAAGCGAGGGCGUCUAUGGCGAACUAUGCGAUGCCAAAGGCAGCGGCCAUGCAGACGGUGACGAGGUCCCCUGCCCCGAGCAGGACAUGCGGCUGAACCUCUUCUUCAUCUCUGCGUCCAUCAUGACCAACGCAUCGUCGCUUCUCGCCGGUUAUGGGUUGGACCGCUUCGGAAGACGCGCAUGCUACACGGCAUCGGCUUUCUUCCUUGCAGCGGGUUGCCUCUUGCUCGGCUACGCCUUUGCCAUCCCCGAGUUCGACGGGUACGUCUCUGGCAACGUUUUGUUGGCCCUAGGCGGCACCUUCCUCUUCGUCCCGUCCUUUGAGCUCGCGAACGCGUUCCCGAAGUACUCUGGUAUCAUCGUCGCGACCAUAACCGGCGCCUUCGACGCUUCGGCCGCCGUCUUCCUCUUCUACCGGCUCGCCUGGGAGGCGACGGGCGGCGCCUUCGCGCCGAAUCAAUUCUUCUUCUGCUACCUGAUCGUGCCGCUGAUCCUCAUCGUCGGCGAGUGGACCCUCAUGCCGCGCGGGGCCUACUACACGACGCCCGAGCUCGAGCACAAGAUCGAGAAGGCCCUGGACGUGACGGCCGACGUGCACAGCUCCGACGACGAGAUCGACAGCCCGCGCGAGCUGCGUCGCGUGCGUAGCUCACGGGCUGAUCUCCGUGCCGCGAGGCUCGACCAGAUUGAGGAGGUCAUCGGCGACGCCGACCACCGCGAGGAGCGCGCCAUCAAGGAAGAGGAGCGCCAGCUCAACAGUGGUGUCUGGGGAGUCCUGCACGGCCAACCUGCCCACCGGCAGAUGAUGACGGCCUGGUUCGUGCUCAUCCUGCUGCUCACGGUGCUGCAGAUGCUCCGGAUGAACUACUUCAUCGCCACCAUUCGCUCCCAGUACCGCUACCUGCUGCAGUCGGAAGAGGCUGCCGAGGCCAUCAACGACUUCUUCGACGUGGCGCUGCCUGUCGGCGGUGUUAUCGCUACGCCGUUUAUUGGACUGCUUCUCGAUAACAUGAGCGUCGCCACGACCCUCGCUAUACUUACGGGGUAUAUCGCGGUGAUCGGCGUGCUCAACUGCCUGCCGUUCGUCUGGGCGGGCUACGCGACGGUCGUUGCCUUCGUGUUGUUCCGCCCUCUGUACUACUCCACCAUCUCUGACUACGCGACCAAGGUCUUCGGCUUCGCCACCUUCGGCCGCGUAUACGGGACUAUCACGUGUCUUUCGGGCCUCGUCAACUUCUCGCAGGCGGCCCUCGACGCGCUGACCCACGGCCCGCUCAAUGGCGACCCGACGCCUAUCAACAUCGCUAUGGGCGUUGCGGGUACGGCUAUUGGCAUUGCCCUGACGGUCUACGUCAUGAUCAAGGGCCGGAACUUCCGCAGGGCGCUUGAGAGAGAUGAUCCUAAGGGGAGGGACGAGCGGAUCGGGCUGAUACGCGAGGAACAGGAGGAAUAUGGGACUAUGGGAUGA